GAGAAUUUCUCAUCUGAAGCGCAGUAAAAUCGAGUUAUUAUCAUUCGAAUGAGGCGGCAUAUCGCACACCAACUGGCUGCACUGCUCUGAAGCCCUGACGCAGAUACCAAAAUGCUGUCUCUCUUGUCGUCGGUAGCCUUACUCGGUCUUGUACUCGUAGUAUUUUUCCUAGCCGUUGCGAUCCUUCGUUCCAUUCAAAAUCUGUUUUUUCAUCCUCUGGCAAGAUAUCCAGGUCCCCGCCUAGCAGCCAUCUCCCCAUUAUUACACAUUUAUCAUUUCAUUGCCGGCGAUGCUGUUAGAUGGCUCGAUAGACUGCAUCACAAGUACGGAGAUGUCGUCCGUGUCGAGCCCAACCGCCUGAGCUACAUCGCUCCUCAAGCAUGGAAGGAUAUCUACGGACACGCUACAGCAACUCGCAAGGCCAAUCCCAAGGAGAGGAAGAACAGCAAAAACCUCUUCUCUAACGGAAGCUACUCCAUUUCGUCAUCACACGGUCCCGAGCAUCAACGCCUUCGCAAGAUUUUUAGCAAUGCGUUCAGCGACCGCGCUAUCACCAAGCAGGAGCCCAUGCUUUCGCUAUACGCGCGCCAGAUGGUCGAUCUCGUACGACGUGAAAUUAAAAAAGGUGCGGGUUCUCCCGAAAGCACCGUCAUGGAUGCCGUUCAGCUAUUCAACUUCGCCACGUUCGACAUCAUGGCUGAUCUAGCAUUCGGCGAGUCGCUGGGUUGCCUCGAAAAGGGCGGGCCCAACGCAUGGACUGACGCCGUUUCGGUGAACUUCAAGAGGAUGAUCAUUAGGGCGAGACUCAGGCCGUACCCUGUGCUAUCAUACUUCUGGCACCUAUUCCAGCCGGCGCAAGACAAGAAGGCUGCCGCCUUGCAUGUCCAAAGCUCCCACGAACGCGUCACCAAGCGGUUGGAGAAGGGUGCCGACGCAAGAAAUGACAUUUGGGGACUUGUUCUGAGAGCCGAGGGACCCAACGCCUUGAGUCGUACCGAAAUGAACAACAAUGCCAACAACUUUAUGAUAGUGGGCACCGAGACAUCAGCGACUGCACUGAGUGCACUCACAUAUUUCCUGCUGACGAACCCACCCAAGCUCCAGCGGCUUGUGAAGGAGAUUCGGCUGAGCAGUGACUCGAGUCAGCUCACCGGCGAAGUUUUGAGGGAGAUGCCGUAUCUCCAAGCUUGCUUGACUGAAUGCCUCAGAUUGCACCCCCCCGUUCCCACGGGAGGUAUGCGCGUCAUAGGCGAAGGCGGCAACACCAUUCUUGGCCAUCUCCUUCCUGAAGAUACAAAAAUGUCGAUUGCGACAUGGACAGCCUUCAGGACCUCGCGAUACUGGAAAGAUGGCAACGCAUUUGUUCCUGAGCGAUGGAUUCCCGGCGAGCCUGGCUACGAAGAGUAUCAAGCAUACGACAGGCACAGCGUAUUUCAGGUAUUUGGCGCCGGGCCUCGCGCUUGUAUUGGCAAGAAUCUGGCAUUGCAAGAGAUGCGUCUCAUCUACGCCAACCUUUUGUUCCACUUUGACCUGGAGCUGUGCCCGGAAAGCGAGAGGUGGAUGGAAAACCAGAAAUGUUGGACUCUGUGGUUCAAAGACGAUCUUCCCAUAAAGCUGUCUACGAGGAAAUCUUCGUGAACGUUGUCUAACUUGGAUUAAAAUGCGUCAGAGCUUGGUUCAAUUCUUGGUUCUCCCUUACUUCUCAGGUGUCGGUCUAUAAGGUUUCCUGUAGCUCCUUAGUCUGUCUGUUAAAGCAGAGCUCUGGUACUCUGUCUUCUAGAAAGGAUUCUGUUUAGGC
Messenger RNA from Didymella exigua CBS 183.55, 1798 nucleotides. RefSeq names its product cytochrome P450. NCBI's taxonomy places the organism in Eukaryota, Fungi, Ascomycota, Dothideomycetes, Pleosporales, Didymellaceae. Gene Ontology annotation, molecular function: oxidoreductase activity, acting on paired donors, with incorporation or reduction of molecular oxygen; iron ion binding; monooxygenase activity. The coding region runs from base 112 to 1638 and encodes 508 amino acids. The record is from RefSeq and is a predicted model, not a curated record. The transcript is spliced from 5 exons.